AUGGCCGAAUCAGCUAAUGUUGGAAGCAAAGGGAAUACCUUCGAAGAGAUCGAACUGACAGUAAACAAGAUACAUGGCGAUAAAACUCAGCAAAGCACUGAAGGCAGCACCGAUACUAAAAAUGAGGAAAAAUUCCAGCCUUACAAGAAAAUCUUGGUAGAAAAUGGUUUCGUUCAUGUUAACAUACAGGGUAAUCUUCGAAAACCGGCAAUGAUCACGUUUCAUGACUUUGGAUUAAAUCAUAAGACUUGUUUUGGUGGAUAUCUUGGAUUCCCAGAAUCAGAAGUAUUGUUAGAAAAUUUUUGUAUUUACCACGUGGAUGCACCAGGACAGCUAUCAAUACCCGACAAUGGAUCAGUUGGCUAA
Trichoplax adhaerens is the source of this 366-nucleotide messenger RNA. RefSeq lists its product as uncharacterized. The transcript is spliced from 5 exons. Gene Ontology annotation, cellular component: cytoplasm. The record is from RefSeq and is a predicted model, not a curated record. NCBI's taxonomy places the organism in Eukaryota, Metazoa, Placozoa, Uniplacotomia, Trichoplacea, Trichoplacidae. The coding region runs from base 1 to 366 and encodes 121 amino acids. Gene Ontology annotation, biological process: signal transduction.